Molecule: messenger RNA, 506 nt
Organism: Geodia barretti
Lineage: Eukaryota; Metazoa; Porifera; Demospongiae; Tetractinellida; Geodiidae
Source: the annotation of a GenBank genome assembly
UGUGCCUCUACAGAACUAGAACAGUAUGACAAGCCCCCAUGUCUCAUGUUGGAUUAGUUGCUAGUCUCUCUGUUGGAGGAUUCUUCAUUGCGUUGGUCUUUUUCGGAGUUCCUGCCACUAUUGCUGUGGUCACUUACUGCAAAGCUAGGAGACGGAAUACAGUUCAAAGUCCUGCCACCACAAAUACUCCCACUACUAGUUCCACCAUAACUUCCAACCCUACACCAACUCAUCCACAACCAGAGUACAGAGAUGCCAAGUUCAGUUUUGGAGAGGCUCCUCCUUCAUAUGAUGCUGCCACUACCUAUCCAUCUUACACAGCCCCAGUUUACUCAUCUCAUGCAGCCCUGUCUAAGGCACCAGUGACUGACUGUCAUCCUCAACCCACAGCUCCAUACCUGCCUCAGGAGCAUCACGAGCUGUCGACCGAGUUAGUUUACCCUCCACCUCCACCACCACAGAACUCUGCCACUUCACAGUCAUAGUCAAGCUGUAACCGUAUAUAU